ACUGUCUACAUACAUACAUCAACAUUCAACACACAGUGUGUUGUUCGAGAGAGAGAAGAAGAAGAAGAAGAAGCGCGAUGAAUGCACCAGACAGAUACGAGCGAUUUGUUGUUCCCGAAGGCACCAAAAAGGUUUCAUACGAGAGAGACACCAAGAUCAUCAAUGCGGCGUCGUUCACCAUCGAGAGAGAAGACCACACCGUCGGCAACAUUCUUCGCAUGCAGCUGCACAGAGAUGAAAAUGUGCUGUUUGCUGGUUACAAGCUUCCUCACCCUCUCCAGUACAAAAUUAUCAUUAGGAUUCACACUGCCAGCCAGUCUUCGCCAAUGCAAGCAUAUAACCAGGCUAUUAAUGAUCUAGACAAGGAACUUGAUCAUUUCAAGAAUACGUUUGAGGCUGAAUUGGCCAAAUUUUCAAGCGGCUUUUAAAGCAUGUGGACGAUCAAGGAAGCGUUGUGUUGAUGGAUGCUCGCAAUUUGGGUUUGAUUGAAGUCGAACAAACACUGAUUUUGGUUAGACUUUCGAUAUCACCUUAUGUAAAUUAGUUAACGACUAGUAAGCCAAUAGUUGAACUUCAAACAUAUGGUAAAAUGAUUAUUCAGAGAUUCCCUGUUGUGAUGUUUGUGUUCCUGUGUAGCUUUUGUCAUAGAAGCUCAGGUGAUGGGAAAUAGGAUAAUCAUUUUCUUCUGUCA
Messenger RNA from Mercurialis annua (annual mercury), 691 nucleotides. RefSeq names its product DNA-directed RNA polymerases II, IV and V subunit 11. NCBI's taxonomy places the organism in Eukaryota, Viridiplantae, Streptophyta, Magnoliopsida, Malpighiales, Euphorbiaceae. Gene Ontology annotation, cellular component: RNA polymerase II, core complex. The coding region runs from base 78 to 428 and encodes 116 amino acids. The transcript has 5 exons. Gene Ontology annotation, biological process: transcription by RNA polymerase II. The record is from RefSeq and is a predicted model, not a curated record. Gene Ontology annotation, molecular function: DNA binding; protein dimerization activity.